AUGGGCAUGGCUUCUCCGCCUCAGCCUAUGUAUGAAGACCGGAUCGUCGCAAUCGGUCGACAACGAGUGCAGACAACGGUCGGCUGGGAGUGUCAAGGUUAUCGCUCGAGCUCCUCUCGGGCAUCGCUAUCCAGCAUUGUUAGUGAGACCUGUCUAGACUGUUUCGGCACGCUCGAUGAGUUGCAGUUUCAUUACCAGUGGAAUCACGCAAGCUUCCGCGAUCCUUCCUUCCUGUACAAGUGCCUGCACUGUGACUUCAUCAACAAUAUCCGGGAGACAUGCCCGCAGUGUGCCAAUACAAACGUCCAAUGGGAGCUGUGGUAUUACGGGUAUGUUGGCGGUAGCACCCACUCAUCGGUGCCGUACACGCCCAUCGCUGUCGGCCAGGACAAGCCCGCAUCCACACCCUACUCUGGCGAGCAGGGAUUCUCUGGUGGAUACAACAACAAUUAUACCACGGGCGGCUCCUCGUUCUAUCAAUCUGGCUGGUAUGGCAAUGGCAACGGCAAUGGCAGUGGAAGCGGCAGUGCGGGCCAUAAUCAAUACGCCUUCGACCAACACACCAAGGACGACUACGGCACAAUGGCUUGCAACGAUGUGGUAGUCGAAACUCUGUACAUGGUGUGCCACCUCCAAGACAGACUGCCGGGUUCAAGUCCCAUGUUCCAGCGCCGAUUGCCCGGGCUCUCAAUCACUGGUGUUGUCGUUUGCAUGCUCCCCUUCCUGCUCGUCUGCAUCAUCUUGUACACCGCGGUCCUCCAAGGCUGUUCCACGUCGGACUGCAUCGGCAUCGCUUGCGGUCGGAUGGCGGCGAGAGUCUUGCAGAUCCUCCGCGCCCACAUCUCAGCCGUCUCGAUCAUCUGUGUUCUUGUCGGCCUCAUCGCCAUGUGGCUUUACAAGCACAUCAUGUUUCGUAUGCGCCGUAGUCGGUCACUAUCGCUUUCUGGACACUACCGCUUUGGCGACAUUCUCAGACUCCGCAUCGACCCUGGCAGAGACUAUCAUGCCAGCAGACGAGAGGCCGACGUCGAGCUCUGCCGUCAGACACAGCGCAUGAUGUCGAUAUAA
Molecule: messenger RNA, 1068 nt
Organism: Phaeoacremonium minimum UCRPA7
Lineage: Eukaryota; Fungi; Ascomycota; Sordariomycetes; Togniniales; Togniniaceae
Exons: 2
Coding region: 1-1068 (355 amino acids)
Source: RefSeq, a predicted model, not a curated record